AUGUCCUAAAUUAGAGAAAACUUAAACUCUUAAUAAGUUUGGUAUAAUAUCAUUUUAACUCUCUUAGGGUCGCAAGAUCUUGCAGACAGCCAGGGUUUCAUUGUCAAGAAAUAUGACCCUGCUGUUACUGGCAGAUUUAAUUAUGAACAAAGAGCUCAAAUUGAAAAGGAUCGUCCCCCUAAUUAUGGGUAAAUCGAACUUCCUAAAAGUCUGAAAUCAAGCCAUAAGAGAGUCUACAGCCCUUAAACAUUUCUUCUUGAUGGAUAUGCCUAGUGCCCUAGUCCAAUUAGCAAGCCAUAUCAGAACCAGUCGACAGUUUUAAAGCGAGAUUUCAUUAAGAAGAGGACAUCAGCUGAUUGUGAGAUUAAUACUUAGUAAAAUGCUGUCUAUAUAAAAAAUAAGUGGAACAAAAAUUUAGUUAAGAAUACCUUAGAAAAUACUUUCUUUCAAAAUAAUAAUGUUGGAGUUUCACAUCUAACUUCCCCUGCUAAUUAUACUCAAGACGAAACAAUCAUGUAGAUGAUGAAGCAGAGGAAAGAGUUUUUACUUUAGAGCGUAGAGAAGUAUAGAGAAAAAAUAAAGUCAGUCUCAUUAGUAAGACCAGAAUCCCCUUCUGAUGAACCUGUGAAGAUUUCAAAACCAACUUCUAAAUAAAUAAGACUGGAUGCUUUAAAUGAUACCUUUUAAAACAAUAUCCCUGGUGAAACUAUUAACGGCAGAACAGUUAUGAAACCCGUAUACAAAUUAAGAAAGACAAUUCUGUAGCCACUAAAUGAUUCAUCUAUCUCAGCACCAUUAACAAGACUGUCUUAGACAAUAAGAAACAAUUCAUCGCCGCCAGUAUUAGACUAUCAAGAGAAUUCGACCUAGCAGAGUAACAUCUUAUCAUUGAAUGCAAAUUAAACUACUGCAGCCACCAGCAGAGUUAUGAAUUCGAUAGAUCUAAGUGAUACUAAUAUUCAUCACUCGAGUUUGAUAUAGAGUCUUGGCAAUAAUGAUUCCAAUAAGAGAUCCACCAGUAUGAUGAACUAUGAGUCCCUUAAAUAAAAGAAAAUCAAGUUUUUGACAAAUAAAUCUCCAAGGUACAAUGAUAGUGGUCUUGAAGAUGAUUCUAGUAGUUUAAGUCCCUCUAAAAUUUAGGGAACAAUUCCAAACUACUCUAUAAAAUAAGGCUAUAGGAAGAAAGUUAAGCCUUUUUUCCUAUAGUAGAGCUAAGUUGUAAGCAGUAAAACUCUUGAUGGCUAAGAUGCUUUGAAUGAGUAUUUGAAAUAAAAAGACCCAAGUUAGUAGCUCAAGUUUUUAGAUUAGAUACAGGUUUAGUAUGAUUAGCUAUUGAAUUUGGAGUAGUUAGAAUAAAAAAGUAAAGUAGGCUCAACUUUGAUGUACAAAUUUAAAACAGAACAAGCAAUUUUAGAUAAAUUAGAGGAAUAAUAGGAUGAGAUAGAGAAAAAGAAAACAAAGGGAAGAUUUUAGGUUUAGCUUCCAAAUACUUCAGACAUCUGGAGAAUUGACAGGUAAUGGCAAAUGAAGUCAAAUCCGUUGGCAGCUCAAGAAGAAAUCCGUCGAGACACUAUUGAUCGCAAAAUCCUAGAAAAACGAAGAAAUCAGCGUGUCUUAAAAAAUUUAGCAAUGGAAUAAUAAUAUAAGAUUCCUAUGAAUAAAGCACGGGAAAUGAAUAAUCACAUUUGA
Stylonychia lemnae is the source of this 1689-nucleotide messenger RNA. The record is from the annotation of a GenBank genome assembly. Lineage: Eukaryota; Ciliophora; Spirotrichea; Sporadotrichida; Oxytrichidae.